AUGCCUCAUAUCAAAGAGCUCAAUGCUCAUGAGCGCCCUCCUGAGGCCAUUCGGCAACGCUACAAGUCUCUUCAAAAGGCCACGCUUUCUGAGAUCAAUACUGAUGGGACAAUAAUUGACCUAAAGGCUCUAAAUCCCAACAAUCUUCCCGACAAUAUAUCUCUGUCGCAUUGGGUAUCGAGUCAUGGCCUUCGCCCGGUUUUCAAACAAUUUGCCGGAGAACAUGAGGACUCUCUUCCUGAAGCUAUACCUGUCUAUACACACAGAUCCGUCUCUGGUUUGCAAAUGGUUCCUUCCAUAUUCCCUUCUGCCGUUCAAGUAGAGUUACUCUCUCGAUUGUUCCAUCGAGAUCUGUCAAAUCCGGAGCAUCGGACCAACCUUCACCUGCAUUACCAUGUCACCUACCCUGGUCAAGCUGAAAGUCAAACCGACACGGCCGUGUCCCCACCUGAAGAUGGCUCCACAGUACCACAGAUUGUAUCUUUCUUUGAAGACGACUCGUCCAGCGUCUUAUUUCCCAGAGAUCCGCAGGUCCAUAAGCCGAUUACAGUUCAGCAAAUGCUCACCAAGAAGCUGCGCUGGGUGACCCUUGGCGCUUUUCCUCAAACAAAAGCAGAGGCGGCCAUAUUGAAUGUUUAUUCCCCUGGCGACACUCUGAGCCCUCAUCGGGAUGUCAGUGAGGAGUGCGAUGUGGGCUUAAUCAGCAUCAGUUUUGGCUGCGAUGGCCUCUUCCUGAUCAGCCAUGAUGAUGGGACUGAUUGUGAGGUCAUCCGUCUUCGCUCGGGGGACGCAGUGUACAUGGAUGGCACCUCUCGCUUUGCAUGGCACGCAGUACCGAAAAUUGUCCCUGGCACUUGCCCGGAUUGGUUGGCUGAUUGGCCAUGCUGUACAUCCGAGACACCUGAUAAGACAGCAUUUGGCAAGUGGAGGGGCUGGAUGGCCGGCAAGCGAGUAAAUUUGAACGUCCGACAAAUGUCUGCCACUGAGUCUCAUGGUUGACGGUCAGGGGUAUCAAAUUCCAUGAUAUCCCUCUCGGGUCUAUGUCUAUAGGCUAUAUGCCAGUCAGAGACGAGCGUCAUGUGCUCCAGCGAGGGCAAGGCUGGUC
Molecule: messenger RNA, 1105 nt
Organism: Aspergillus novofumigatus IBT 16806
Lineage: Eukaryota; Fungi; Ascomycota; Eurotiomycetes; Eurotiales; Aspergillaceae
Gene: alkB
Product: oxidoreductase, 2OG-Fe(II) oxygenase family
Exons: 3
Coding region: 1-999 (332 amino acids)
Cellular component (GO): cytoplasm; nucleus
Source: RefSeq, a predicted model, not a curated record